Molecule: messenger RNA, 555 nt
Organism: Entrophospora sp. SA101
Lineage: Eukaryota; Fungi; Glomeromycota; Glomeromycetes; Entrophosporales; Entrophosporaceae
Source: the annotation of a GenBank genome assembly
AUGUUGUUUAGUGGCGAGUUAGUUACUGGUCAAAGUGAACAACUUGCUAGAUAUAAUGCUCAAACAUUUGCGGCUGGAGCAACAGCAUUGGCACAAGAGGCUAAUAGGUCAGGCGGUAGAGUAGAAAUUUCGUCAAAUGAAAGUGAAAUUAAAAAUUUCCGUGAAGGUUCUGACUAUUUAGUUUCCGAUAACGGUAGAGGUGAAAAAACUUAUACUGUUCGUUUUGAUGUUAACUCUCCUGACGAAUUUGUAGUAUUAGAUAUUGGUAAUAGUUAUCGCGAUACUUCAAGUCCAAUCGAGAAAAAAAGAGAGGUGUUUAUUCAAUCGGCUCGAAAAAUUGAAGAGUCAGAACGAAGGAUUGAAGAGUCAGAACGAAGGAUUAGGUAUUCGCAAGCAGGACAAUUAAGAGUUGAUCCUGAAAAUUUAUUGUCAAAGUGGGAAAAUGAAGGACUUUUCCAAAACAGUCCGUCGGUAAGUGGAGUAGAAAAUAACAAAGACAAUCAGCAGCAAGAUAAGGUUUUUACUCAACGCCAACAAAUUCCACCAAAAAAGUAA